AUGGGUCCAAUUCCCCUACUUGAUGAUACCCUAACUCGAAAGUUACCAUCCAUGACUUUUGAGAAGUACAUUAAGAAAACAAAUGAAGGACAUGCCAAUCCAGUCUCGGAAUCUACAUCAAACUCUCAUCAUGACCUUGAAAAUGAGUUUGGAGCAGCUUUUGAACUCAAUCUAAACGGUGGAUCGCCUGCUUUGAGUAAAUUUCAAAAUCCUUUCGAAGAGACGCCAAACGAGAAAGACAAUAAUAAGAACGAUAUUCGCUUGAGUAUGAAAAGUGAUGUGGAAAACAGUGCUAUUUUUAAAACACCAUCGAAAAAGGAGACCAGUACAGGAAAAAGUACUCCAGCAGGUUCAAACCGAUCAAAGUUUCUUAAUUUCCUCCAGGCGACUUCUACUAACGCUGCUGAAGAAUUUCGUGCACUUAAGCAUAAACAACUCCAAGAUGAUGGUUAUGGUUACGACAACUUCGAUAAUUCCAAUGUUGGUCUGGUCAUAGAUAUUAGGAGGAAUGAAGACGAAACUGGGGAGGAGACUUCAAUGGACGAUUCAAGCAUACGAUUAAACUUGAUACCCACGACAUCUCGAUAUAAUCGAAGGGAGGCGGCAGAGGACACUGUUGACCCGACACAAGCCGACGGAAAUGUACACGAAGAAGUAAAUAGACUUAUUCGAGAUCAAAUUUCAAAACGUAGCUUUGAAGAUGAAGAUAAGGAGUAUUUGAUAAAGGAUCUCAAUAAUUCUCAAAAGUAUAAAUACUCGUCAAGUGAUGUGAUGGACAAAGAGAUGAGUAGCGAAAAAACAAGCAACGAGCUUCAAAUACAUACAAGCCCCUCAGGUAGGGAAGAUCAUCAAAAUAUGUUUAAAGACAACGAUGAGGCGAUUUUAAAGGAUACGCUAGAUGUAACUGGAUCAUCCCCCAAAAAUUUUGACGAAGGUAGUUCCAAAACCACGCAAACGUUUUCAAACACAACUCCUGUUUUUGUUGAGGAAACUGCAAUGGGUGGAGAAAAAUUUGUGAUUCAAGAUGAGUGUCAUGACAAAUAUUGUAAUAGUCAAUUCACUGAACGGGCGCCAGAGAGUUUUGAACUUUUAAGCCACUCUAAUAAUGAUAAGCGAAUGAUGCUAAAAGAGACUCAAGUCAUAGACAACUUUUCGCAAUCUAUUGUUAUUGAGGAAGAUGAGGAAGAGGAGGAAGAUGAAGAAGCUGUUAGUUCUGCAGUGGGUGAAUACACAGGUUUAAUGAGAAAGAAAGCUAACGAAGAUGACGAAGAUGGAGAAAGAAUUAAAACAGGACGAAAUAUCUUGAAUACCUUCAAGAUUGAUGAGGAGUCACCAUCACUAUCGCAAUCACAACCGCGGUAUAGAAGGCCGAGUAAUCCGGCAAGUUCUGUGUCACAAGGCCCCGAAGCAGACCACAUUCAAAUUCAAGGAAGCCAAGCUAAUUCUAGUUUUGGCAUACCUGAUACCCAAGUUCUAUCUUUACCAGAAACGUUUAAGAUUGAGACCGACACCAAUUUUAAUCCGGGUGUCGAGGCUGUUUUAAGCCAUAUCUCUUCGCCCGUCGAUAUAGAAUUGAAUAUUGUGCAUCCAAUGAGUGAGAACGGGAGCGAGAACGAGAACGGCAAUGGGAAUGCGAACGGAAAUGGGAACGAAACAACAGACCCAGAAAUACCUAAUACAAGUGCUGUGUCUAUUAGUAAGAUUUGCCUGGAUAUAAAAGAUGAUGCGGCACGGGACAGAAAUCAGGAGCCUUCCAAAGCGACUUCGACUCCAAUUAUUGAAAAUAAAAGGCCUUUGAUUGUUCAGGUCAAAGAUGCAAGCACUGAGCGCCAGGACGAAAACAUGUCUCAAACAGCUACUUCUACAUCAAGGUCUAAUAUUAUGGAACGGCUGAGUAAUGUAUUAAAAGAAGAUAAUCAAGAUGAGAGUGAGCUAGUACAACGACAACUUUUCCGAGCCGAGAGAAAAAGGAAGGAAAACACUUAUGACAUUGUUGAUGUUCUCGAUUGUUGUUGUGUUUUCAUUAUGGAUUCGUCAAGCAGGAUCCCCGGACGGAUAACAAAGAUGGUGCAGUCUGACGAUGUUAUACUUGUGAACGUGAAGGUGAAGGAUGGUGAAGUCAUUGUUGACCAUUCGAAGAUAUACGCACCUAUUUGUUUCAGUGUUGGUGAUCCUGUCAAAUAUUCUAUGGAUAAAAGGCACAAUUACGUAGUGACUGGUCUCAAGAAGACGCAUCGGUCAUAUGAAGACAUGAAUGAGGAGGACACAUAUGGUAGAGUGGAGACCAUAGAUGGGUUUGACAAGAUUCUGAUCAGAAAGAACAGUAAAACCACCAAGGAGGUAUUCGAAGAAAUUGAAGUUGCUCUGGAAGAGCUUUAUCUCACUGCUCCGAUUUCCCGUAAUUACCGGUAUAAGCUUUUCAAUGAUCCGGAUGAUUUUCAGAAGUACAUUGACUAUCAAAUUAGUCGAUUUGCCAUGCUUGACUCUAAAAAGGGGAACUGUUUAAAUGGCACCGGAGCGGAUGAUACGCUUAUAAACCUGCUACCUGUCAGUAGGAAUCGGAGUUUUAUGAAGAGCAGAAAUCAAGGAUUCUUUUCUAACUGUCUGUUUGUGGUUACGGGGAUUCACAGUGUGCGGAAUGGAUCUAGAGGAGAUUCUAAGCUGAACACACCAAGACACCAGAGAGACAAGAGCGACAUCCAACAGCUGGUUGAAUUCAUCCGGCUACAAGGGGGGACGGUACUACAGGAUUCUGGAUUUGAGGAGGUUAUCAAGUUCAAGAUAAGGGAGAAGACCAAAGGCAAAAAAGGUAACGGUGGUGGUAUCGGCGGCUCCGGGAACGCUUUGAACAUAUCGCCCCGCAAGGCCAAGAAGAGCGGCAGCGACGUCAACGGUACUGACGCAAGGAAAGCCGAGAGAGAGUUUCGCAACUUCCAGUGCUUGGAGAACCACGACGGAUGCUAUGUUAUCGAUUUCCGCAGCAGGAACAGCAUGUAUGUGGACGAGGAGGUUGGACGGUUUGAGUUUGCUUGCGUGCUUUCGACGAGACACGUGCGCACGCUCAAGUACCUACAAUGCCUCUGCUUGAAGUGGCCCAUAAUCCACACCGAGUUUGUCAAGAACUGCAUGAAGAGUGAGGGGUUUUUGAGAAACUGGGGGAACGAGUGGACCAAGUACCUGCUUAUCUCCGGAGAGAGCAUGUUUUUGAACAGCUCGAUCGGGUUGGACAUUUUCGAGUUCUACGGCAACUGGAAACAGGGCCAUCGGCUCUGCGACCAGGUGCACUUGAACCGGCUCUUCAGCGGCAGCGACGUUGUUAUUGUUGCGGAGGAGUAUGCCGCAUUCGAACGGCGACUGGCCUGCGAGGCCGGCAGCAGCUGCGGCAGGAAGCGGCGCAAGACUGCAGCAGGAGAUACAGACGCGGCAGCAGACAGACCCGGCAUUUCGGAUAUACGCUCCGAGCCCGGCUCGCUCAGCGACGAGGAGACAGCACCACGGAGGCUGGUGGACGGCCCGGCCAGCGAGGAGACGCUUCUGUGGAUUUUUCGCCAGCUUGGUUUCGACCGUGCCGUCAUUCCGAAGCAGGGCUGGAGCGUCCACCACCUCCUCGAUCUGAACCACGCCAGCAGCAGCACCCCCGGCGGCAGCGGUGCAAGGCGAUUUCGGCAGCAGGGCGUGCGGGGCGAUGAGGCCGCCACAGCGCCCGACACACACAGAAAGUACGUCUACGUGAAGUACGGGAACGACAUUGACCGCUUCCGCAGUGCUCUUGCCGCCGUCGACACCUCCGCCUGCGUCUGCACCGUCAACUGGGAGUGGGUGGUCCAGCGCAUCAUCUGUAACGAUCUCUGGUUUCCGGCCUAG
Messenger RNA from Pichia membranifaciens NRRL Y-2026, 3864 nucleotides. RefSeq lists its product as hypothetical. Gene Ontology annotation, cellular component: nucleus. NCBI's taxonomy places the organism in Eukaryota, Fungi, Ascomycota, Pichiomycetes, Pichiales, Pichiaceae. The record is from RefSeq and is a predicted model, not a curated record. Gene Ontology annotation, molecular function: histone binding. The transcript has a single exon. Gene Ontology annotation, biological process: DNA damage checkpoint signaling; positive regulation of transcription by RNA polymerase II. The coding region runs from base 1 to 3864 and encodes 1287 amino acids.